Molecule: messenger RNA, 3377 nt
Organism: Electrophorus electricus (electric eel)
Lineage: Eukaryota; Metazoa; Chordata; Actinopteri; Gymnotiformes; Gymnotidae
Gene: nrg2b
Product: neuregulin 2b
Biological process (GO): nervous system development; intracellular signal transduction; animal organ development
Molecular function (GO): signaling receptor binding
Source: RefSeq, a predicted model, not a curated record
UUAGUAUAGACAGUGCCCUCUCCCAGCCAAAUGCCCGCAGGACCUGUUGCCGUGGUAAAUAUGGCUGAUAGGAUGGUCGAUUGUUUGCUCUUCUGCCGCUUUGACGCCUGGCUGGUCGCUUUUUGGGGCAAAAUGGUGAAUGUGACCUGAAUGCGGCAGCUGACUUAAUAAAAGCGGAUAACGUUAAACUGAUUUCUGAUCGCCUGGGCAUUGAUGCCAUUUAGAGCUACUUUCGCAGCGUUAGUCAUCGCUUCAGAGGCUGCGGUCUGCGGUGGCCUCAGCCUGUUUCUGUUGUCGUAGACGUGUACGGAAACGGUCCUUUAUAAUGUAAGAUAAGCGUUCGUGUGUGCCGUGUGAUGGUGUCGUGUUAUAGUUCUCGACGCUUCGCUCCAACAUUUUAAGAAAGGUAACAGAUAAGCGGACAUUGCAGGGGGGGUUCGAGGAAUUACUUGCUGACCUACAGUCAUCGCAUGUGGGUUGACGGUCGCACUGUCGUUCCUUAUCGUUAGUCUAUUUGCGCAAGGAGGUCUAGCAGACGCCCCAGCCCAGGAAGGUGAUAUUUGUUCACGUAAGCCGCUGGUGCACACAGGGGUACGGGCAGCGAGCAGAGGGGACGCGCUUGUUGCAUCGCCAAACUGAGCAGCUCCUGCGCGCGUUGAUGUGUCGUCGCGCUUCGAGGAGCAAUUCAAGCGUAAAAAUCCACCGGCAGACAUCAAAAUCUAACAUCUAGAAAGGCCGUUUUUGAACGAAUCCGUUAUUUUGUGCAUGUUGAACCGAAAUCGCUUCUACAAAGCCCACGGGUUUUUUUUUCGGGUUUUUUUUUUUCUCCAGCGGCAGUAAUGCCCACCAGGGCGAUGACAUUCGUUGGACACGGAACGACUAGCGGCGUUUUGCAGAAUCCGUGAUCUCGUAGGAAGCGUAAUUUAUGAAUGCACUUCGGCGUUUGGGGAUUGUGUUGAAGGAGAAUGCAGCAGCCAGAUCUUUUAGCCCAGCGCCACUAACUGGGGCUGUUUCCGGUUCCUAAGUGGUCGGUGUUUCCCCAUCACGAAUUGCAUGGGGAAAGCGACACACACAGAUGGCAUGGACACUUGCGCAAGGUCUGCCGCUCUGCCCUGCUACCGGAGCCUAUUCUCAGCACCCCAGCACCAUAACACAACUCCAUCGUCCUCGCCCCGCGUCAGCCCCGAGAGCACUGCACCACCGCGACCGACCUCCCCCGAGCCACAGUAGACGGCAUGAGGAGGCUUGAUCCGGUGCAUUUCUCCAUGCUGGUCGUCGGGGUCUCCUUCGCCUGCUACGCCCCGAGUUUGGAUUCCCUGCAGGAACAGGCUUACCAGUCGGCCGUGGUGAUCGAAGGCGAGGUGCGCUCGCUGCCCGAAAACGUCUCCGCGGAGGCGUACAGUGUGAAUGUCAAAGUGCUGGACGUGUGGCCGUCGAACAGCGGCGGGCUGGAGCGGGAGCAGCUCGUGACAGUCGGGGAAUUCGGCUCUGAGGCUCCGUGUGUUGCGGUGGAAAAGGACCACAGAUAUUUGUUUUUCAUGGACCCAACGGAGGAGCCCUUGGUGUUCAAAGCGUCGUAUGCCCCUUUGGAAACCAUUGAGAAAAAUUUGAAAAAAGAUGUGGAGAGUAUAUUGUGUGAAGACUGCGCGUCAGCUCCAAAGGUGAAGGCCAUGCGUUCUCAGUGGGUGGGCGAAGGCGACAGGGUCACCCUGAAGUGUGAGGCUCAGGGCAACCCAAGGCCGUCCUUCCGCUGGUUCAAAGAUGGCAGUGAACUCCACAAGAGCAAAGACAUCAAAAUCAAAACUAACAAGAAGAACUCCAAGAUCCAGAUCAGCCGAGUGAGACUGGAGGAUUCUGGGAACUACACGUGCGUAGUGGAGAACUCGCUGGGCAAGGAGAACUCCACGAGCUACGUCAGCGUCCAAAGCAUAACUACCACGCUGUCUCCGGGCUCCAGCCAUGCCAGGAAGUGCAAUGAGACAGAGAAGGCAUACUGUGUCAACGGUGGUGACUGUUAUUUCAUACACGGUAUAAACCAGCUGUCCUGCAAGUGUCCAAAUGACUAUACUGGUGAUCGCUGUCAAACCUCCGUUAUGGCCAGUUUCUACAAGCAUCUUGGAAUUGAAAUUAUGGAGGCGGAAGAGCUGUACCAGAAGCGGGUGCUGACAAUAACAGGCAUCUGUGUGGCUCUACUGGUUGUUGGAAUCGUGUGUGUCGUGGCAUACUGCAAAACCAAGAAACAGAGCAAGAAGAUGCAAAACCACCUUCACCAAAACAUGUGUGUGGAACACCCCAAUCGCAUGUUGGCCAACGGGCCCAACCACCCCGGGCCUGGCCCCGGUCAGGAGGAGAUCCCUAUGGUCGACUACAUCUCUAAGAAUGUCCCAGCCACUGAGAGAAUAAUACGACAUGGAACAGAGACGUCGGGCAACUUCUCGGGCAGCCGGAUGUCCUCACGAUCCCACCAUUCCUCCACCGCCUCCCACGCUUCCUGUCACCGGAACGAGGAGAGGACAUGGAGUAUGGAGAGGUCAGACAGCAUGAACUCUGACUGCCACUCGGGGGCACUGUCCUCUUCAGUGGGCACCAGUAAAUGCAGCAGUCCAGCGUGCAUGGCUCGUCGGGCGGCGCACUGUGGCUAUUCCGAACCUCCACGGCGCCCCCUGCAGUACGGAGACUCGUAUGACUCUCUGCGGGACUCGCCUCACAGCGACAGGUACGUGUCAGCGCUGACCACACCUGCCCGAUUGUCUCCAGUGGACUUUCACUCUUCACUGCCCCAGCAGGUGCCUACCUUCCAGAUCACCACCCCCAACGCCAGCCACGCCCUCUCACUCCCUCCCGCCGCCUCCAGCGCGGCCGCCGUGGGCUGCUACUCGCCCGGCGACGACCAGCCGCUGCUGCGCCGCCCUCGCCGCACCCGCCGGCCGUGCGGCUUGGCCGAGAGCGCGGGCUCGCUGCCGGCCAGCCCGUACCGCUUCGCCGACGAUGAGGACUACGAGACCACGCAGGAGUACAUGUCAUCCCGUGAGCGGCCCAAGAAGAUGGGCAGCGACCGGCGCUGGCGCAGGCGGCCGCGGGCCAACGGCCACGUCUCCCAGCGAGCCAGGGGCCCGGGCGACUUUAGCUCCCAGAGCUGCCUGUCGGACAGCGAAUGGGAGCAGGAGGACGAGGAUGAGGAGCUGGGCGACCUAGCGCACGGCGAGAGCACGCCGUUCCUCAGCAUGCAGAACAUGACCGCCCCCGAGCCGCUCACCAUCUGCCGGCCCAACGACACGCGGACAUACAGCGGCGCGCCACGGGGCGGGUCCCGCCUCAACCCGCAAGGGAGCAAACUGUCGCAGUCCCGGUCCAGGCCGGACAAUGCACCCCUUUAA